AUAAACGAAACGUAAGAUACAUUGGGAAUUUAGUUUCUCAAGUGUUAUUGGAAGCGAUGGCUCGACUAAGUAACAUUGUGUUGAUUAUUGCUGUGAACGUAUUAAUAUGCGUUCUCGCGAAAGAAGAGCUCUAUUCGGAACAAUAUGACCAUCUAGAUGUUCGAGGACUUCUUGCAAACAACACUCAACGAGAAAGCUAUUACAACUGCUUCAUGGGAAUAACACCGUGCACGUCAGAACAGAAGAAUCUUAAAAUGUCUUGGAUAAGAGCUCCACCACAUUGAUAAACAUUCAAUUUCUGACCAUUCCCGCCGAUGGCCUGUUCCUCCAAGAUAGCCACCAUCCACGGAAACUCGCCAAACUGAGCCUCAUUAUCAGAAUCGCCGGUGAUUCUGA
Solenopsis invicta (red fire ant) is the source of this 396-nucleotide messenger RNA. RefSeq lists its product as uncharacterized. NCBI's taxonomy places the organism in Eukaryota, Metazoa, Arthropoda, Insecta, Hymenoptera, Formicidae. The record is from RefSeq and is a predicted model, not a curated record. The transcript is spliced from 2 exons. Bases 57 to 284 code for a protein of 75 amino acids.